UGCAUUGUGCGUCACAAGCUUAUCCUACAUUCUCUCAGUCGAAGUUGGAUACGCACACAUUAUCCGGCGGAUAUUAAUCAUACGGGAAGCUUCACGGGCCUCGCCGGAUGUAAGUAGUGCUUAUUUUAGUGGAGUUCCGUCUCCAAUGCUACCGAAAAUCGGCCGGCUUGUUGCAGUAACAAGGCAAACCUUUCAGGAUCUGAAUCCCAAAGACUCUGCUCUUCCCUAAACUCACAAGGACCAGGCUGCGAUAAGCCGACAAAGUUUGCGGCUCCGCGGAGAACGAGAAUGAUGAUUGUGGUGAUGGGCCUUGAUGCUUAUCCGGAAAGAAUAAUAUAAAUCUUCGUGUUCGCGGGGUAUAUCUUUCUCGUUUGUCGGAUCAAAUCUCAUUGGACAUUAAACCUCUCACUUCCCCUCUGUCCCUUGUUCGAGCUCACGUCUCGUAAACGUCCUAAACAGCAAUGGUUCUCCCGUCUGUUCCAUCUAGCCUACUCGGAGCUCCAGCAGGAAUUCCGCGAAGUGUUCUCUUGACAGCUACCGUAGCUGCCGCGGCAUGUUUGUCGAUCCCGCUUAUUCUACAGUCUAAAGGGGUCAAAAGUCAGCUCAGUAUACCCUCUCCGCGUAUAAAAACUCUUCCGGUAAUCUCGGAGAAGGAAAGCUUAGCCCUUCCAUAUCCUCUCGAUGCUCUACCUGGGGGUAGAGAUGUAGAGACACCAUAUGGUUCCAUACGAGUCUAUGAGUGGGGUCCCGAAGAUGGGGAAAAGGUUCUUUUCGUGCACGGCAUCAGCACACCCUGUAUAUCGUUAGGGGACCUCGGACAUGAGUUUGUUGGCAAAGGGUGCCGGGUCAUGCUCUUCGAUCUCUUUGGCCGCGGAUACUCAGAUGCGCCUAGUGACCUUGUUUACGAUGCGCGGCUUUACGUAACCCAGUUCCUGUUGGUCUUGGCAUCGUCUAAGUUAUCGUGGACAAACUUUAACCUUGUAGGAUACUCUCUCGGAGGAGGCCUUUGCGUCUUGUUCUCACGAUAUUUCCCACACCAAAUCAACUCGCUUAUACUAGUAGCGAGUUGCGGCUUAAUCCGACCGUAUCACGUUGGCUGGAAGAGUUGGCUACUCUACAGCUCAGGACUGCUCCCGGAUUUCCUAGUAAAGGUCUUAGUUCGGAGGAGAAUACGGCCGGAGAUCGCACAACCGCCUGGAGCCGCAGGUGGCACUGACAUCGCGUCCGCUGAGGUUAAGAAGUACCUACCAAGUGGAGACGGCGAUUCUAAUGGCGGUGCUCGAUUCGACAGCACCUCUAUCUCAAAGUUUCGGCCGGACACUACCGUAUCCUCAGUCGUGAGAUGGCAGGUCGAUCACCAUGAUGGGUUUGUCACGGCGUUUCUAAGCACCAUCCGAAACGCUCCUAUUUACGCUCCUCAACGAGACUGGAAAGCGUUAAACAAGAUCCUUGAGGGCAGAAGAGAGGACAGAAGAGAGUCGGCGCUUGCCAGAGAGGCCGCAUCCGCCUCGGGACUGCAUGCGGGGAAAAUCUUGAUGAUCCUCGGGGAGGACGAUCCUAUUGUGGUCAAGGAGGAGACGAUAGAGGAUGCCCAUAACGCUCUCGGAGCUGACGGGGUUGAAAUUUCCGUCCUACCUGGAGGUCAUGAAAUACAUAUAACGGCGAGCUCUCGCAUUGCAGACGCGGUGGAGGCCUUCUGGCGUAAAUACCCUGCCUAAGCAAUUAGGUGUUGAUAGAUAAUAACCAUAAACACCUAGACCAAGGUUGCCUUCUCCAGCACCAAGAACUGGAACGAUUGUUGGAUUCAGCUAACGAAUAUCUUGAGAGGGGUAGUUGUACAGGUCACGUUUCGAUCAUCCAUGCCUUAAGACUGCAGCUCUCCACAUACGUCUAGCCGUGGCCCUAAUAUAAUUCUGUUCUACUUUGGAAGAGAGCAAGAGAACUCCAAUUAUACCUAUGUAAGUUCGAUACGUAGACAUGUCCCUAUGACCAUGCAGUGACGUGUUAAGGGAUACCUAUUUGCCAAGUCUUUGCCUUCUUAUAUAGGCGCGAUCUCACUAAGCCUUAUCCUUAGGUAUAUAUUCGUAGGUCGUUCCAGUUGCUUCAAAAUCCAUAUACCGCUAUGCUGCAUGAGUAACGAAACUUGCAGCAAUCAUACCAGAAUGAUAUGUUCGUCUAGAAGCGAACUCGCUGGCUUUCCUCUUAUAUAGGACGCCAAGUUUACUGGCGCCGGCUUCUUGAGGUUUACUACCAAUCGUAUCAGGUUCCCAGGUAAUAGAUGGUGUGGGUGGUGUGGAUGGUAUGGAUAAGUUAGUGUGCCAAUGCGAAUACUACCUUAGGUGGGUAGGUAUGUA
Daldinia caldariorum is the source of this 2354-nucleotide messenger RNA. Its product is annotated as alpha/beta-hydrolase. The record is from RefSeq and is a predicted model, not a curated record. The transcript has 2 exons. NCBI's taxonomy places the organism in Eukaryota, Fungi, Ascomycota, Sordariomycetes, Xylariales, Hypoxylaceae. Bases 462 to 1718 code for a protein of 418 amino acids.